UGGGUUUAGGCGGACGUGUGAGAAGUUACGAAAGGAGAGGAACGUCGGCGCCAUGUGUGCUCACACUGCGGACCGAGGACCGCUGGGUCUUUCAGGGAUCAGAUCAUAAGCAGGAGAACACGGAUCGACUUUUUGGGUUUAUCAGAACCGACUGAGAUGCCCCGGCUCUGCGCUGGUGGAGGAACUGCGCUCACUUUUAAACUUGUAGUGAGAUAGCUAACCUAGCUCGCGGCUGGGGCUGUGGGGACGGGGGUCUGGAGUUGCCGUGGCCGCUGGCGUGCAGUCAUGGAAGGGGGGAGCUCGAAGGAGAGCGCCGGGAGCGACCCGGAGCGGGAUCGGCAGUUUUGUGAGCUUUGCGGGAAGAUGGAGAAUCUGAUGAAGUGCGGGCGGUGCCGCAGCUCCUUCUACUGUAGUAAGGAGCACCAGAGGCAGGACUGGAAGAAGCACAAGCAGGUUUGUAAAGAGGUGGAGAAAACCGAGCGACCUCCAGCUCCUCCACCACCAACUCCUCCACCGCCCACGGAGCCUCCGGAGCCCCCGCAGCCCUGCGCCGACCCCACCGGAACAGAAGCCGGGGCUCCGCAGAGCAGCGGUGAGAGGCCGGGCGACGCGGCGUCUCCCCCGCGCUGCGAUCCACCGCCGCCGCCAGCAGCGGCUCAUAAACACACCGCGGGCCCCGCACACACCAAACACUAUAUCCGGUCUGUCACCGGAAUUGAACAUGUGGGUGACCAUAAACAGCCCGCGGACGGAGUUCCUCUCAACACCAGACCGAACGGGCAGACCGCGUCCCCCCCGCAGAAACUGGCCGCGGACUAUAUCGUGCCCUGCAUGAACAAGCACGGGAUCUGCGUGGUGGAUAACUUCCUCGGGGAGGAUCUGGGCCUCGCGGUUCUGGAGGAGGUCCGCUCCCUGUAUCUGACCGGGGACUUCACUGACGGACAGCUGGUCAGUCAGAGGAGCGACUCCACUAAAGACAUUCGAGGAGAUAAAAUCACCUGGAUCGAGGGAAAAGAGCGAGGCUGCGAGAAGAUCGCCUUUCUAAUGAGUCGCAUGGAUGAUCUGGUCCGACACUGUAAUGGUAAACUGGGGAACUACAGGAUAAAUGGAAGGACAAAAGCAAUGGUGGCCUGUUACCCAGGCAACGGCACUGGUUAUGUGCGACACGUGGACAAUCCUAAUGGUGAUGGGAGAUGUGUCACAUGCAUUUAUUACUUAAAUAAAUGUUGGGAUGUCAAGGAACAUGGUGGCCUUUUACGGAUCUUUCCAGAAGGCAAAUCUCAGUUUGCUGACAUUGAGCCCCUAUUUGACAGAUUGCUGUUCUUCUGGUCGGACAGAAGGAAUCCUCAUGAGGUCCAGCCUGCCUAUGCCACUCGGUAUGCUAUUACUGUGUGGUAUUUUGAUGCUGAUGAGCGAGCACGGGCUAAAGAGAAGUAUUUGACUGGUGCUGGAGAAAAGGGAGUAAAAGUGGAGCUUAACAGACCAUCCGACCCAAGCUAUUAAACGAUGACCGAACAGUUAUUGAAAGGCCAGCUUUUAAAAGUGGGAGGGGCCGAUAGGUGGAGAAGGUGUGACCUUAUACCACUUGCUGCUAAAGGGGGGAUGACUUCUCAAAUAAACACACAGGGGCUCUUCUUUGUGACCUUGAAUGUAUUAGUGGCAGACUUGCAUUAACCUAGCUUUGCAUUUCCUUUACAAAGAACGCUUCCGUAUAUGUGUAGGAAUAUGGAAACGGCGCUUUAAUUGAGUGUGUGUCUGUCUGAAAGAUGCAGAAAAAAAUAAACGAAAAGGUACAGUCUGCUUAGCAUUCCACAAAGUACACACAAGCUGCUUCAGGUUGUAAAGUCAUCUGGAACAUUCUUUAUGUUUAACUCUUAAGCUGCCGUUAUUGCUUAUUUUUGCCAAUUCUUUAAGUAACAGACUCUAAUCCUCUGCUUGUCCAGUGUCUGCUGUGUGACGAGUGUUCAUGCCGCUUGGUCAGUGUCUUGUGCCUGUUGCUGGAAUGUCUGUGCCAGUAAUGAGCAAUCUGUCUGUUGUUGCAGACAUCGACUCAUGUUCGUCUGAAACCAAAACUGACGCUUCCUUGUCUUGCCACUCUGAAUUUUAAAUAAAAAAAAGCUAAUUUUAUAAGAGACACCACCUUGUGGUUAUUAGCAGCAAGUUUAACACGGAUGUUUUCUGAAUGUCUUCAUUUAGGCUGCAUCAUCUACAGGCAUGUUUUUGGAAAAUGUGAAUACUUUAAUAUUUAAACAUUGUAAAUAAGCUCAUUAUGAUUACAUGAGUGGACUAAUUAAAAAAGUUAUGUAAAUCAUCAAUUAAACCUGGCUGUUAGUUUGUUUUGGGGAAUUGCAUUUAGAAUAGGUAACAGAGAAAAUUUUCACAAAUGGACUGCGCUUGGAAACUACAGAUAAUUUUUGAAUUUUCUAACAGUUUCUAACGUUUUAUUCUAUGCUCCUGAGGCUGGACUGAAGGGAUGCAAUGGUACAGUGUGGCCACGGUUUGGUUUGUAUCGCGGUUCUUGGUGCCCGGUAUCAGUUCGGUUUCAAUAUAUCAGUAUAAGAGCUUAGAUUCUCUGCCUGAACCCGACUCGACCCGAGAUUUCCCACCAUAUUCCUCAGGCUCCAGGAAAUAGACUGUGACAUAGGCAUCUGUUUUUAAUGCUGUUUUUAUUUUAUAUAAAGCUCUGGCGUGAUAAUCACAAUAUAA
This is a messenger RNA of Astyanax mexicanus (Mexican tetra), 2706 nucleotides long. RefSeq names its product egl-9 family hypoxia-inducible factor 1b (gene egln1b). Gene Ontology annotation, biological process: cellular response to hypoxia; peptidyl-proline hydroxylation to 4-hydroxy-L-proline. Gene Ontology annotation, cellular component: nucleus; cytoplasm. NCBI's taxonomy places the organism in Eukaryota, Metazoa, Chordata, Actinopteri, Characiformes, Acestrorhamphidae. The coding region runs from base 286 to 1503 and encodes 405 amino acids. The transcript has 5 exons. The record is from RefSeq and is a predicted model, not a curated record. Gene Ontology annotation, molecular function: ferrous iron binding; L-ascorbic acid binding; peptidyl-proline 4-dioxygenase activity.